Messenger RNA from Nelumbo nucifera (sacred lotus), 1664 nucleotides. The record is from RefSeq and is a predicted model, not a curated record. NCBI's taxonomy places the organism in Eukaryota, Viridiplantae, Streptophyta, Magnoliopsida, Proteales, Nelumbonaceae.
GCGAAGGAAGAGAUCUACUUAUAUUGCAACAGCUAUCAAAAUAUCUUCAUGGCCGCCUUGUUGGAAGUUCGCGUGAAUCUUCUAGCUUUCUCUAUUUCAGGUUGAUAACAAUUCCAUUCAAUUUUGGUAAGGAAGAAGAAUUUGAUCUUAAUGGAGGAUUUGCCAGAUCACUUGGUUUGGGAGAUUUUGGAUAGGCUGAAGGAAACUGUAGAUCGGAAUUCCACUUCUUUAGCAUGUAAACGCCUUCACAAAUUUGAGAGAGAGCAAAGGGAAGUACUUAAAGUUGGUCUCGGAUUACACCCUGUAAAUGAAGCUUUAACCUCCCUCUGCAACCGGUUCACCAACUUGAAGAAAGUAGAAAUUAAUUACAAUGAUUACUGGUCUGAAUUAGGAAAACAAAUGGAUGACCAAGGCCUUCUCAUACUUUCUCAGUACUGUCCUUCUCUGGUCGACUUGACUCUGAGCCACUGUAACUCCAUUACUGAUGCUGGUGUCCGCCAUUUAGCUUCUUGCAGAAAACUUGUGGCUUUCAGAUUGGAUUACACGUCAAGGAUCACUGGUCGUGGUCUAUUUUUUCUUGUUGUGGGGUGCAAGAAUAUAGCCACCCUCCACCUUACCAGAUGCUCAAAUGUGAAUAGCGUUGAGUGGCUGGAAUACCUUGGGAUGCUGGGGACUCUAGAGGACUUAUCAAUUAAGAACUGUAAAGCAAUUCGGGAGGGAUACCUUAACAAGCUUGGACCUGGUUGGCAGAAGCUUAAACGGUUGCAGUUUGAGGCUGACUUUAGUUCUGCGAACGUGAAUGAUCUGGAUGUAUGGAAGGGCAACUGGAUUUCCUGUGAGAACUUGCGGGAGCUUAGCUUGGUUAAUUGCAUUGUCAGUCCAGGAAGAGGGCUCUCUUGGUUAUUGGAUAACUGCAGAGCAUUAGAGAAGCUCUACUUGCACAUGUGUAUUGGAGUUAGAGACAGUGACAUUGUGAACUUAACACAGAAAUCGAAUAACCUUCGGUCUAUCUCCCUCCACCUCCCCUCAGAUUUCUCACGUUUUUUCUUAAACAUUCCAUUGAGGUUGACAGAUGAGAGUCUGAAAGCAAUAGCUCAUAACUGUUCUAUGCUUGAGUCAGUUAAAAUAUCAUACUUGGAUGGAGAUCACUUCCCUUCCUCAUUCUCUUCAUUUAACUUAAGUGGUAUCCUCACUCUAAUCCAGAUGUGUCCAGUCAGAGUGUUGAUUCUUGACCAUGUCUCUACAUUCAACGACAAUGGGAUGGAAGCUCUUUGUUCAGCUCACUUUUUGCAGACCCUGGAGCUUGUGAGAUGCCAAGCGAUCAGUGAUGAGGGGCUGCAAUUUGUUGCACAAUUUCCACAUUUGAGUUUUCUCAUGCUGGUUAAGUGUUUAGUUGUGACAGAUGAUGGGCUAAAGCCACUUGUGGGAUCACACAAGUUGGAAAGGCUGACAGUUGAGGAUUGCCCUCAAAUCUCAGAGAGGGGUGUUGAAGGGACUGCAAGGUUUGUGUCAUACAAGCAAGACUUGCCAAGUAUUUACUAAUACUGAAUCUCCUUGCUUUCAAAAUUGCUUAAAUAAUAUAAAUUCUCAGUUCUUGUUCUUCCAAUUUUUGUUUCAUUUAAAACAUGAUUUGUUGGCCUUCUCAGAAGCUUCUUUUUACAUUU